UCAGGUGUGUUUGUUUAUAUUGGCAGCUGAGAGAGAGUGAGAGGCGGUGAGCAGCACGUGGUGUGGCCUGCAUUGCUUGUACUAUAUCAGGCACUGCUAUAUCAGGACCAACACAUCACUCAGCACUCAGCACGGCGCAAAACAGCGCGCCAGCCGCCCACACACCCACACACCCACUCCGAGGAACCAGCACACACCACAACCAUGAGUACAGAGGAGCCUGCCUGUGCCGCUGCCGACCCGGAGGCUGACACUGCAGACAAUGACUCAGAGGAGGAGGAGGAUGAGGAGUACGCAAAGAAAGUGAAGUUAGUGCAAGAGAAUCCAGCUUUCUACACUGACGCUGCAGCGUACUGGAACAAUGUGCCGGCCACGGUCAAUGGCAUGCUGGGAGGCUUUGCCCACAUCAAUGCUCCCGACAUCUGUGGCUCAGAAAUCUUCCUCCAGAGUAUCUUUAAGAUGAAGAACGCUCCAGGUCACGGCCGCGCGGUGGACUGUGGUGCAGGCAUCGGCAGGAUAACCAAGCAUCUGCUGCAGAAACACUUUGGCAAAGUUGACCUGGUUGAACAGUGUCAGAGUUUUUUGGACAGGGCUAAGGAAUCAUUGAAAAGUUCUCCUAAGGUUGGUGAAUAUUUGUGUCAAGGCCUGCAGCACUUUGCCCCAGAGCCCGGUACCUAUGAUGUUGUGUGGAGCCAGUGGGUGCUGGGGCAUCUGACGGAUGAAGACCUUGAGAAUUUCUUCCGAAGGAUGGCGCGAGGACUUAAGCCUAAUGGUGUGGUUGUUGUGAAGGAAAAUGUCACGUCCUCGGGUAUCGUAGAACUGGACGAACAAGACUCGUCCGUCACCAGACCUGAGAGUCUGCUUCUGGAGAUAAUAGAUAAGGCGGCACUCAGGGUCAUAAAGAACACAAAGCAGAACAAUCUUCCCAAAGGCCUUUAUGAAGUAAAGAUGCUGUGUCUGAGGCCUAAAUGAAAUGAACAUGUUUUUAUUGGUGAUUGGGAAAGGAGAGGCAGGUUUGUAUUUGAACUGAAAAUUGCUCAAGAAAAGAUCCAAAUAUGAACUGAUUUAGGAAUUGGGAAUCUUUUCUCAGAUAUUAAUGAGUUAAACUUAUGUAAGUAUUUACAGAAUUUAGUAUCUAGUACUGUAAUAGUUAUGCCUAACUAUUUACAGCAAUAGGAUGUGUAUUUACUGUUUCUUACAGUGUUUUGUCAUAAGAGCCAUUGCUAUGUUUAGUGCCUGGUGACUGUGAUUCUUAAUUACAAGUACACCAUGUAUGGUACUUUUCAAAUGAUAUUCUUACACAUUAUAUGGUAUCAGUUAUAUUGAAUGAACUGUGGUUUUCUGCAGGAAUAAUGACUGUAGUGAUAUUUAGUGUCAGGACACUCAGGACAGACUAAAAGUAAUUCAGGGUUUGGUGUUACUCCCAGCCUGGCCUGGCCUGGCCUGGCUUGGCUUCGUUUGGCUUGGCUGAUGAUUUGUCUGAAGAGCCUUAGUGCCAUGAUGGCCCUGACAGAUGUGGCCUCAGAAGGGGCACCCUAUAGUAGGUACAUCACACCACACCUGCAAAUCACUUUCCUUAUUUCCAUCAUGCUCCCUCCUAGGUUAGCCAUCACACACACACACACACACACGGUAGCUCAGUGGUUAGAGCGCUGGCUUCACAAGCCAGAGGACCGGGGUUCGAUUCCCCGGCCGGGUGGAGAUAUUUGGGUGUGUCUCCUUUCAUGUGUA
Molecule: messenger RNA, 1731 nt
Organism: Portunus trituberculatus (swimming crab)
Lineage: Eukaryota; Metazoa; Arthropoda; Malacostraca; Decapoda; Portunidae
Product: N-terminal Xaa-Pro-Lys N-methyltransferase 1-like
Exons: 2
Coding region: 205-972 (255 amino acids)
Biological process (GO): N-terminal protein amino acid methylation
Cellular component (GO): cytoplasm
Molecular function (GO): N-terminal protein N-methyltransferase activity
Source: RefSeq, a predicted model, not a curated record